ACGCAGCCAUUCCCUUUUUCAGAAGAAUGGCUGUGAUUGGUCUUAUGAUGUCAUUAAUCGCUUCCGGAGCGAUUAACCCAGGCAGAUCGAAAACGCUAAAAAAUUGUCGACGACUACUCACGCGAGUUCUGGGGCUCGAUUCUUGAAUUCAUUCGCAAGAGAAACUCCGCUUCAUCGAAAAUGUUAUAAUGUAUAUGUAUACAUAUAUACGUGCGUAUGCAUUACUCCAAUACGCAAUAUACGUCGCCGAUGCAAACGAGUCGUGCGUCUACCUCGACGACGUUUCCGCGGCAUAAAUAUGUAAAUACAGUAUGGCCGAAAGAAGCGGAAGCUUCAUCAAUUUUCCGGAUGGCAUUUCGCUAUGCGAACUGACGGAGUUAUAAACUCGUUUUCCCGCUCGAUGUGAUUCCCGUGGACUCGCGAAUCCCCGGAACGAAAUGACGUAAACAUCUCCGCCGAGAUCCUUUACCGCGCAUUUCGGCUGGGUUCCGGAUAAGAAUGUCACUCGGUCGCCACUGGUAAGAGAGACGGAGAAAGACAGAAAGUGAAAGAAAGAAGAAGAAAAAGAGAUGUUAUGUUUAUAUCUCGACGAGGUAGGAGGACACACUCGUGAACUCUAAAAUAUCCGCGGGAGGAUGAUGGAACAACACGACGAGCGGAGACGUCGUCAGUGCGUCAUCACGUUCUAACGUUAUGCCGCGGCAGGCCUACAACAUCGCGUGCCCCGACAUCUCGCUCGUCGUCGACGAUGCCGUCAAAGCUGUAAGCACCACCGCUACCGCCGCCGCUGCUGCUGCUGCCGCCAUGGACACGGACGUUGAGCUCGGCAAGGGCGGCGAGGGAUGCGAAACUAUCCCGGGGUGCUCCGGCUACUCCAGCAUGGUGCACAGCAAGAAGGUAAUUAAGCACGCGUUACGACAGCAGGCGAAGAGGCGCAGGAAGAACACGACGAUAGCGGCAGGCAAUUCCCGCACGUUGCCUAGGAUCGUCGUCAAGCCGCUGCCACCGCCGCCGCCGAACGAUCCACCGUCCCCUGUCAACAAUGUACAGCAUGUCAACACUGCAGCUGAAGAACCUGCUGCCACGAUGAGAGAAGUGUUGGCAAGUUUACCUGGAUUUAGCUUAAAGUCAAGUCGCAGGCGAUCUACAAAGAGACUGUCCGCAACCGCGCAAUUAGAAGCUGGUCUCGUGGAUUUGGAAUCUCCAGCGAGUAUAUUAGCAAGUACGAGCUUACGCGCGCUGUUAAAUAGGCAUACGUUUCAAGGCUUGCCUCCAUUAUAUCAACGGAAGCUUGCGCAGCUUCUGCCUGCUGUAGAUAGACAGGAUGCUGCUAUUUCUGGAUUGAACAAUGAAUUUUUUGCAAGAGCUUGCCUAGAAUGGCGAAAACGUUUAGCAGAGGGAGAAUUCACACCGGAGAAUCAGCAACGUCUGAAAAUGGAAGCGGAACGAGACAAGAAUAAGUUAGAUCCAUGGAAAGUGAAGCAUUUUGAACCGAUAUGGGGGGAGAAACGAGAGCCUAAACUUAAAUCGAAUCUCCAUUAUAUUACUGAGUCGCGUUCUAGUGGUGCAGUAACGCGUUCAAGUUUAAGACUUCGUCUGGAAUCCAAUGUGGAUAUUCCUACAUCGGAACAUGCCGUCAGUCCCAUUGUGAUGACAGAGGAUAAAGUCGACACUAGCUGCAAGACCGAAAUCAGCAUAAAGAGUUCCGACGAUCUGGUUAAUUCUGAAGAGGUGCAACAGAAUUUGAUGCCUUUGGAUUACAAUCCGUUAUCGGAUAAUGUGACCGAUGAGAAACAUGAUUUAGAUGAUUCUAUGCAGAUGAAUUCCAUGGAAGUGAUGGAAGAUAUUCAAAUGCAUGAAAGUAAAAUAGAAGAAGUUGACAAGAUCACAGAUAUCUGUGAAAAACAAGAUAUGAUUGAGGCUAGUGACAUUGCGAGACAAAUAUGCGAAGAGGCCAUCUCGAAUGUAUACGAGGAAGAAACAGAUUUUCCCUCCAGCGAGAAAAACUUACAACCUAUGGAAAAUAACAUGAUUGAAGCGUCAGAAGAGGACACUGUGCUACUGCCCGAUGACAAUUCGUCGCCCAGAUCAAGCGAACAGAUAGAACGUGCAUCGCACACGUCUGGCGAAUCAAUUUCGCAAUUAUCCAGUGAAUAUAUAUCACAAACAUCCAUAGAUCAAAUCUCGCAGAUUUCAAAGGAACAGAUCUCGCAAAUAUCCAGCGAUCAGAUUUAUCAGAUAUCGGAUUGCGAAACCACAAGUAUCCUUGAAAGCUCAUCGCCGCAGGAUCAAGUUAGGCCCGCGGAUAUUGUAAUAGAGGACACCAGUUUGUUGAAUAGCGAUCAGACCGAGAUGACGCAGACAUCCCAUGAAAAUCCAGCAGACAGCGAGUCGCAAAUUCCAGAGGGAAUGGAAAUCGACAGUGAGACAUUACAGCGUAUCCACGAACUCGAGGUACGAGGAGAAAUGCGGGAAAUGUACGAGGAGAUUUCGGGAUGUCCAGAAGAAAUAAUAUAUCCCAUUCUUGAGGGAAUGGAAAUGGCUUCAACCAAUGCAGAAGUAACCGAACCACAAGUGGUAUCUGGUCAAACUGAAGAUACUACGGAUGUAAAUGCUGGCAAUGAGGAAGAAGCUUUACGAGAAGCAAACAAUUACGUCUGUUCUGAAAUGUUAGAAUGUAGCUGGACAGUGGAUCCGACUGUUAAUAACAUCAGUAAUAACACUAGAACGCAAGAAGAAUUGCAGGUACCUUGGCCUUUGGUGGCAGCUGCUCUUGAUGGAUCUGUAGCGGCUAAUAUCACAGUAACGACGCAAGAUGAGUGCAGUGAGACCUCCACAACGACCGAUUCCACGACGUCUUCGCAACAGUUUAUUAACGCGGAUACCAAUGUGGAAUCUGUUAACUGUAUUCAGUUACCAGUUGUUCAAGGAACCACGUUUCAAUCGGAUGGGUUAGCUAUCAGCACGCCGGGAAGCAGUUGCGUCAUGAAGAGCUUGCAGUCGCAAAGUCCGCCGAUCAUCGCGUUUCCACAAUUGCAGUCAAUCAGAUUUGUGCAAGCGAGUUUUAAUCCGGAACAAGAGACGACGUCCUCGCUGGCAAAUAAUACGUCUACGAUCUCAGCUCAACUUCAGCCCCAACAAACCAAUACUGCACAGGUUAACAUGAUACGAGCGCAGGAUACCAUCACUCAAAUAAAUACUCAAAACAACAGUACACACAAUAAUGUGAAUCAGAACACAAUUGCGACGCAAGGUCAAGUGCAAAAUACUCUCCCGGCUACAAUGGGAGUGCAAUCUCAGAAUCGUGGGCAGAAUGCGAUCGUUAUUCAACAUCAGACUACUACUUCCGCUCAACCUCGACAAAUUGUGGCGGCCAGUGUACAUCAGCCACAGCAGCAGCAGCAGCAACAACAGCAACAGCAAACGCAACAACAGCAGCAGCAAUACGCUGGAUCAUCAGUAACCGUUUCGUCACGGUCCUCGCGUGUGUCUAAUCAAGGCAGCCAGAGAGGCUCCAGAAACAAUAAUAAAGAACAAGGAAGUGGUAGAUCGAGAAGCUCUACAAAAGAGCCCCCGGGUGCCGUCAAUUUGGAACGCAGCUACCAGAUAUGUCAAGCGGUCAUACAAAGUUCACCGAAUAGAGACCAACUGAAGGCCCAUUUAAAACCACCGCCAAGUCUACUCGCUAGAGGAGACGGUGCGUUCACAACCAACAAAUCUGGCGGACGCACCCUGACGACGGUCAAACCUCAGAAGACGCAGCAAACGAUACAACACAAUAAACAAGCUCAAAAUAAAACGCAAGCGGUUAUGUUGAGACAUGUAUUUGCUACAGCGCGUCAAGCUACAUCAACGGAGGUUACAGAAACCACUCCUGUAGCGCAGCUUGGUUCCACUACCAGCAAUGGUCUUGGGCAAUAUAUACUUGUACAAAGGACGGGAGUUGGAGAUAGCGCACCGAGAGCAUCUUCCGCUCCUCCAUUACCGCCGCAGAUCGCGGGAAUGGGUGUUGGAGUCCAUUUAGUGCGAGGAAGACCGGCGAGCGCCGGCGAGGGCUCUCAUCAGGCUGUCACCCUGAAGGCGAGAGGUGCGGAUAACAGAGUGACAGGUGGUGCGGAACCAGGUGCACCCGGCAUGAUAAUUGGCGGCGAUCCGCCACCUCCGUGUGAAUGUAAUAUGCGAGGAGCCAUGGUAAUUUGUCGGCAGUGUGGUGCCUUCUGCCACGAUGACUGCAUCGGGCCUCAACGUAUCUGUGCUACCUGCCUCAUACGUUAAUCAUGUCAUCUUUAUUCAACCAUUUGUGUAUAAAAUUAAAUCCGUUAUAAGAUAAGAGUGCUGAGCAUUCAGUUGGUAAACAGAAAAUACCACGUUAUCGUAUUAAUGAAUUUAUAUAUGUAUAUAAGAUACAAACACACACACACACACACACACACACACACACACAUAUAUAAUGUAAUAUAUAAUAAAAUUAUAUUACGAAGUAUAAUUAAAAAGUUUGGGGACAAAAUUUCCGCAAUAGUCUGCUAAAUAUUCCGCAAUUGGCGUUUGACAGUAUAUUAUAUUUUGUAUGAGAUAUAUAAUAUUGAAUCACUACUUCUAUCUGAGUUUACUUGUUAGUAAAUAUUGUCCCGGAACUUUUAGUCAUACUACAUAAAAAUGUACAUGUACGUUGAUAUGAGUGCAUAGUCAAACAGAUGAGACUAGUAUUUCCAAUUGCUAAAACUGAUUGCCAAAAUAAGUUAUUUUAUGUUUUACUGCGAAAUUGCAAUUGAAAAGCAAUAAAAGAAAUAUUUAAUUUAU
Monomorium pharaonis (pharaoh ant) is the source of this 4800-nucleotide messenger RNA. RefSeq names its product polycomb protein Asx (gene Asx). Gene Ontology annotation, cellular component: PR-DUB complex. Gene Ontology annotation, molecular function: DNA binding; chromatin binding. The record is from RefSeq and is a predicted model, not a curated record. The transcript is spliced from 8 exons. Gene Ontology annotation, biological process: positive regulation of transcription by RNA polymerase II; animal organ morphogenesis. The coding region runs from base 694 to 4275 and encodes 1193 amino acids. NCBI's taxonomy places the organism in Eukaryota, Metazoa, Arthropoda, Insecta, Hymenoptera, Formicidae.